Messenger RNA from Rhipicephalus sanguineus (brown dog tick), 612 nucleotides. Its product is annotated as putative nuclease HARBI1. The coding region runs from base 1 to 612 and encodes 203 amino acids. NCBI's taxonomy places the organism in Eukaryota, Metazoa, Arthropoda, Arachnida, Ixodida, Ixodidae. The transcript has 2 exons. The record is from RefSeq and is a predicted model, not a curated record.
AUGCUGCCGAUGCACCCAAAGGACAACCAACGUGGUCACCCCGUGCCGCCACUGCUCCAGUUGCUCAUCACGCUGCGAUUCUACGGCGCCGGUACCUUUCAAGUUGUUACCGGAGACCUUGUUAAUGUGUCUCAGGCAAUCGUGUCAGGCAUCAACGCACGCAUAUCAAGAAUGAUAGCCGACGCAUUGCUCCCGCAGCUUGUGAGGUUGCCUAACGCCAGUGAAGCAGCCGUGGUAAUAGAGGAAUUUUAUGCCAUGGCGCGUUUCCCUGGUGUGAGCGGCUGCAUAGACUGCACUCAUGUGCCCAUGAAAAAUCCCGGUGGAGAAGACGCGGAGGUCUUUCGGAAUCGUAAAGGCUACUUCUCAAUCAAUGUCCAGAUAAAAACAUCAUCAGUCCCUAUCAUCAUAACAGCUUGUGCCCCACUGCACAACUUCGGCCACCUCCUGAGAGAACCCGUCCCACCUCCACCACAAAGCCAGGUCAUUCAUGACAGCAGUUCACCUGCUACCAUCUCAUCUGCUCCGCCACCACCAGCAGCCAUGCCGCUUGUGCCAGACACAGCAGGCGGAUUCAGGAUGAGGGAGCGCAUAGUCGCGCAGUAUUUCACUUAA